ACUCUCCACUUUGCCCGCAAAGGCAGACAGUUAGGUUGGUCAUCAGCUUUCGUGAUCUACCUCAACAGCUGUGUCUCUAAACUUGCAGCCCCCCUCAGUUAGAGAGCAGAUCGGAGCGAGCGGGACGGAGCAGUUUGGCCCUGUUCAUUUGGAAACACAGGCACACCCUCAAAACAUAGACAGAGAGACAACACGACAGAAGCUUGCUGCUGUCAAAGUGAAGUGGAAAGGGUUGUCGAAUGUGUAGACGACAAAAGAUCGGUUUACAUUUUUCGCUAGACUGAACGUUUGAGCACCUCGAGGCAUGGAAAAGCGCGCAAAGAUAAAUAUUGCCAUUUUUGUGCUGCUGGUGGGCAUGGCCUGCAUGUUCACGGCUGUGGUGACGGACUACUGGGCUGUGCUCAGCCCUACGGUGAAGAAGAUCAACGCGACGUGCGAGGCGGCCCAUUUUGGCCUCUGGAGACUGUGUAAGAAGCAAAUCUACAUCAGCGCUGACGAGUACGAGGAGAAGCAUGGCUGCGGACCCAUCACCCUGCCGGGAGAUGAAAACUGCACUUACUUCGGCCACUUUACACCUGGACAGGACACUGAGAUUUUCGAACACAAAACGCAGAAAGAGUACAACAUCUCCGCUGCGGCCAUCUCCAUCUUUGGUGUGGCCUUCAUGAUCUUGGGGUCACUUUGUUUGAUCGGCUCAUGCACGGGUAAAGGAAAAGGAAGAUUAUACCUCCUCAAGCCUUCCGGAAUGUUUUUUGCCUUUUCAGGUCUGUGUUCGUUCAUUUCACUGGAGGUGAUGCGGCAGUCGGUCAAACGCAUGAUCGAGAGUGAGGACACCAUCUGGAUCCAGUACUAUUACAGCUGGUCCUUCGGUUGCGCUUGCGCCGGCUUCGUCCUGCUCUUUCUCACCGGCAUUGCCCUCCUCAUCCUGUCCAUGCCACAAAUGCCCAGGAACCCUUGGGAGACCUGCAUGGAUGCCGAACCCGAGCAAGUGGAGUGACAAGCCGACCCAUUAUUUCGGAGUGAGGAGAACAACAGUUGCAAGGACCGUAGCCGUGAUGGGAAGUUUACCUCUCAACCAUUAAACAGUUAGAAUGUAGGUCUUUUGUAUCAUUUCUAAAAUUGGUACGAGAAAUAUAAAUUGAACAUGUCAUCUCCUGAACCCCCUUGUUGACAAGUAGGAAGACAGACUGGGCUAUACGGUUUAUUGCAAUUUUACAUGAAAGCCCGCACAAUGAAAUGUGUUCCCUGUUGUCAGAAUUUUUGAUACUCUUGAGUUUUUAUUAGUGUGUGCAAGCGUACCUCAGUCACGUGUUUGCCGACUUAAUGAGGUCACAUUCAAUUUAACCCCCCCCCCCCCGCCUCCCAAUGACUUGUCAUCAAAGAGUUUCAUAAUGUGACCAUGGUUUGAUUUGUUAAGAAUUAUACAGUGCAUGAAGAUAUAUUGUACAUAUUUGAUGUUCCUCUUCUCAUUUAUUUUUGGGGUAUUUCACAAGUCAUUGUACAACUAAAAACAAAGACAAUCAAAUAUCUGGUCUUUGCAGUUCAUUCAAUUAAACAUAAAUUGAAUAUGGUUUUAUCUUUGUUUUCUGUUUAACACGGUGUCCCACCUUCAUUGUAAAUGAGUUUGUUAUUUUGUGAUUUUUUUUUUCUUUUUGUGUGCAAAACUAAUUCAAUUUGAACGAUACAUGCAUUUUGGUACCAUCAGAUUCUUUUUUUUUUUUAAUACAGUAGUUACAUACACAUACAUUUUGGUAGCUUUUCCUAGGUGUUAUUCAUAGUAAGGUUGAACUUUGAAAUGCUGCAUAUUUUGUUUGUGUCCCUUUUUAAUGCAAAAUAAAUAUGCUUGGGAAAACUA
Molecule: messenger RNA, 1855 nt
Organism: Hippocampus zosterae (dwarf seahorse)
Lineage: Eukaryota; Metazoa; Chordata; Actinopteri; Syngnathiformes; Syngnathidae
Product: voltage-dependent calcium channel gamma-1 subunit-like
Exons: 4
Coding region: 305-997 (230 amino acids)
Biological process (GO): calcium ion transmembrane transport; regulation of calcium ion transmembrane transport via high voltage-gated calcium channel
Cellular component (GO): membrane; L-type voltage-gated calcium channel complex
Molecular function (GO): voltage-gated calcium channel activity; calcium channel regulator activity
Source: RefSeq, a predicted model, not a curated record